AUGUUCCGGAACAGGAAUCUUGAAGGCAAUCCAGUGAGCAAGAACAAAGGGCCGACUCCAGAUGAACAUUUGGAUCGUAAUGGCCGUAUCGUGUUCUACGAGGACCGGGACUUCCGGGGGAAGUCGUACGACUGCAAGGGGGACUCGGCCGACCUGCAGGGCUUCAUCCGCCGGUGCAACUCGGUGAAGGUGGACGGCGGCUGGUGGGUUCUGUACGAGCGCGACAACUACAGCGGCUACCAGUACGUCAUCGGCCCGGGGGAGUACAACGACUACCGCCGCUGGAUGGGCUUCAACGACUGCGUCAGAUCCUGCAGGAUCAUCAGAAACGCCAAAGGGCUGUACAAGCUGAAGCUGUUCGACAGGCCCAACUUCGUCGGUCAAUCUUUGGAGCUGACGGAAAACACAAAGUCCAUCCAGGAGAAGUGGGUGAGACAGGAAGUCCAUUCCUGCCAAGUGCUGGAGGGCUCCUGGAUCUUCUUUGAGCAUCCGAACUUCUGUGGUCGGCAGUACCUGCUGGAGAAAGGGGAGUACCGACACCACUCCGAGUGGGGGGCCGCGAAACCCACCGUGGGCUCCAUCAGGAUCAUCUUGGAGCUGUGA
Pungitius pungitius (ninespine stickleback) is the source of this 603-nucleotide messenger RNA. RefSeq names its product gamma-crystallin S-1-like. The record is from RefSeq and is a predicted model, not a curated record. Lineage: Eukaryota; Metazoa; Chordata; Actinopteri; Perciformes; Gasterosteidae. Gene Ontology annotation, biological process: lens development in camera-type eye; visual perception. Bases 1 to 603 code for a protein of 200 amino acids. The transcript is spliced from 4 exons. Gene Ontology annotation, molecular function: structural constituent of eye lens.